AUGUUCAUCCCUUUUGAAGGGUGGCUAGGCAAGAAGUCGUCAGAGCUGAGAUUAAGAACUGCUAUCAGGACAGAUGAGAGGGUACGAUUAAUGAACGAGAUUAUUAGUGGAAUCCAAGCCAUCAAGAUGUAUACCUGGGAGAAUUUUUUCACCUCGCUCAUAGAAAAAGCAAGAAAGAAAGAAGUUAAUAUCAUUCAAUGGGCGUCAUGUGUCAGAGGUAUCGUCAAGUCUUUCAUCGUCUUUAUGACAAGAAUAUCGUUGUUCAUUAUGAUAAUGUCUUAUAUUCUGUUUGGCUACAAGAUAACGACCGAGAAGGUGUACGCGAUAACUGCCUACUAUAACAAUUUAAGCUUAAUCAUGACUGCCUACUUUCCGCAAG
This is a messenger RNA of Trachymyrmex cornetzi, 379 nucleotides long. Its product is annotated as probable multidrug resistance-associated protein lethal(2)03659. The annotation marks the transcript as partial. Lineage: Eukaryota; Metazoa; Arthropoda; Insecta; Hymenoptera; Formicidae. Gene Ontology annotation, biological process: transmembrane transport. Gene Ontology annotation, molecular function: ABC-type transporter activity; ATP binding. Gene Ontology annotation, cellular component: membrane. The transcript is spliced from 3 exons. The record is from RefSeq and is a predicted model, not a curated record.